Molecule: messenger RNA, 1685 nt
Organism: Eucalyptus grandis
Lineage: Eukaryota; Viridiplantae; Streptophyta; Magnoliopsida; Myrtales; Myrtaceae
Product: autophagy-related protein 18a
Exons: 5
Biological process (GO): nucleophagy; autophagy of mitochondrion; protein localization to phagophore assembly site
Cellular component (GO): extrinsic component of membrane; phagophore assembly site membrane; cytosol
Molecular function (GO): protein binding; phosphatidylinositol-3-phosphate binding; phosphatidylinositol-3,5-bisphosphate binding
Source: RefSeq, a predicted model, not a curated record
CCACCCUCUCCUCCUCCCCUUCCUCCGCCAACCCCAGCAGCAACCCCGCCUUCUUCUCCCCCGCAAACCCUAAUCCCCCCCGAUUUCGCCUUCGAUCCCGACCCCGACUCCAUCCCCAUCCCCAUCCCCAAUUCCAGCCCCCCUCCUCCCCCCCCGCCCCCGCCGCCGCCGCCGCCGCCGCCGCCGGCGCCCGCCCCCCCUCCACCGCCCCCUCAUGUCCUCCGACUACGGAUUCCAAUCCGAUCCCGACGCCGCCGACCACGACGACGGCAGCGGCGACGACCCCGCCCCGCCCCUCCUCCUCCCCCUCGAGCUCGCGCCCAGGCCCAAGCUCAGGCCUUGCUGUCCCCGCCGCCGGGCCAGGUCCUCAGCCUCCUCCACCUGUCGUUCAAUCAGGACUUCGGGUGCUUCGCGGUGGGGACCGACAACGGGUUCCGGAUCUAUAAUUGCGACCCGUUCAGGGAGAUCUUCCGCCGGGACUUCGACUCCGGGGGCGGGAUCGCCGUCGUGGAGAUGCUGUUCCGGUGCAACAUACUGGCCCUGGUCGGGAGUGGGUCGAACGCGAUGUACCCGGUGAACAAGGUCAUGAUCUGGGACGACCACCAGUCGCGGUGCAUCGGGGAGCUCUCGUUCCGGUCCGAGGUGAAGUCGGUCAAGCUCCGGCGGGACCGCAUCGUGGUGAUCCUACACCAGAAGAUAUACGUCUACAACUUUGCGGACCUGAAGCUGCUGCAUCAGAUUGAGACGAUCGCGAAUCCGAGGGGUUUGUGCGUGGUGUCGCAGAGUUCGGGGCAGAUGGUGCUCGUCUGUCCCGGGCUUCAGAAGGGGCAGGUUAGGGUCGAGCACUAUGCUUCAAAGAGGACUAAGUUCAUAAUGGCGCACGAUUCGAGGAUCGCGGCCUUUGCUCUGUCCCAGGAUGGGAGGUUGUUAGCAACUGCAAGUAGUAAGGGGACUCUAGUUAGGGUGUUUAACACUAUCGACGGGUCGUUGCUCCAAGAGGUAAGAAGAGGUGCAGAUCGUGCAGAAAUAUACAGCCUGGCCUUUUCUUCUACUGCUCAAUGGCUGGCGGUCUCAAGUGACAAAGGAACUGUCCAUGUCUUCAGUCUAAAGGCUGAUUUUGGCACGCUGAACAAUGACAGAUUGCACAAUACAUCUGAAAGCAACGUGUCUUCCUCCUCCAUGAUCUCAUCACUUUCUUUCAUGAAAGGUGUGCUGCCUAGGUACUUUAGCUCAGAAUGGUCAGUGGCUCAGUUCCGACUGCAUGAAGGUUUACAGUAUGUUGUUGCAUUUGGACACCAGAAGAACACAGUCUUAAUUCUUGGCAUGGAUGGGAGCUUUUAUCGAUGCCAAUUUGACCCAAUGACUGGUGGAGAGAUGACUCAGCUCGAAUACUAUAACUUUCUGAAACCCGAGGAAACUUUGUGAGGUGAAGCUGUGUACAUGUCUUUUGACAUUAGCGUGUAUAUUGUCGAUAAUGCUCUACCUGUAUGACAUAUAUGACACGGGAAGGUUACUCAAUAAGUUGUAAAUACUUGUAUCUGAAAAUGGAGGGCUAUAGGGAUAAAUACUGACCGAUGCGGACAGAGUGUACAUAUAAAUGGGGGUGGUUCAGGGAGUUUUCUUAAUUUCUGUAGCUAUGAUUAUGAAAGAUCUCAUCCGUUAUGUCUGUUUUACUUUUGAUUUUU